Sclerotinia borealis F-4128 is the source of this 1512-nucleotide messenger RNA. The record is from the annotation of a GenBank genome assembly. Lineage: Eukaryota; Fungi; Ascomycota; Leotiomycetes; Helotiales; Sclerotiniaceae.
AUGUUCUCACGACGGGUUCAUACAUUUCCUUCCACGGAGAAAUAUCUUGUACAAUCUCGAAGACGAUACUCAUCUAUAGCGACCACCAUCUCUCAUCAAAAUGGCUUCCCUCACAAUCAAACUCCUCCGAAACCAAGUAGAAGUUCUGAGAUUCCACCAUUAUCGAUAAUGCCAAUGCCCCUUCUUCUCAAGUCAUAUUUCAUAACUUCAAUUCUAGCUUCACCAAGAAUCAUCAAGUUCUUCCUUCCACUGCUCAAUACGCUCGCAAACUCUAAAUCGAGAUUGCUAAACCCAGAUAGAAACCCAGUGUUGCACAUGAUAGUCAGGAAGUUCAUUUACGAUCAUUUUAUAGCUGGUGAAAAUUCUUCUCAAGUGAGAGCAAGGGUAGCUUCUAUGAAAAAGUUGGGCUUUAGUGGUGUUAUCUUGGGAUAUGCGAGGGAAGCCAAUGUUACGGGAGGAGUAGUUCAAUUCGGAGAUGUAAUGUCCGUGACCAAGGAAGUAGGGGAGACAGCUAUUAGAGAAUGGAGAGAUGGUCUCAUGAAUACACUUUCACUCUUGCAACCUGCUGAUUUUCUAUCAGUCAAAUUUUCAGGAGCCGGUCCACUUGCCCUCCAUGCCCUCAUCAAUAAUCUACCCCCACCACCCCUCGUCUCAGAAUCCAUGCAUCUCCUCCUCCGUGCCGCCUCUGCGCAAAAAGCUCGCAUCUGGGUCGACGCCGAGCAACAAGAUCUUCAACACGGUAUUGAGCAAUGGACCAUAAAUCUCAUGCGCAUCUACAAUACUGGUCCCAAAGCACUCCUAUACACCACCAUGCAAGCAUAUUUGAAAGCAACACCUUCUAAUAUAAAAAAUCAUUUGAAACUUGCUCAAGCGGAGAAUUGGACAUUGGGUAUUAAGUUGGUUAGGGGUGCGUAUAUAGCGACUGAGAAGAGGGAGUUGAUUCAUGAUCGUAUAGAGGAUACGCAUGUGGCGUAUAAUAGUAUCGCGGCGAAUCUUUUGACACAAUCGUUUCCGGGAAUAGAUGUUGUGGUUAAUGGGCAUGGAUAUGGAAAUGGAAUUGGAAUUGGAAAGGGAUAUCCGAGAGCAGAGUUAUUCCUAGCAACGCAUAACGAGGAUAGUAUAAAACACGCCUAUGCGAUUCAAAGCACAAGGAUCAUGCAAGGCGAAAAAACAAUAGAAUUGGCAUUUGGACAGCUACAGGGAAUGGCGGAUGAAAUUAGUUGUUCAUUGUUACAAUUGUGUCGAAAGCAAAGUCACGAGAUGGAGGUUUCUGGGAAUGCUCCUGGUGAAGACAGAGGAGUUGUAUGCUUGGAAGAAGAACAGGCCGAAGCUAAAGCUGAAGCAUUAAAACCAAAAGCAUAUAAAUGUAUGGUUUGGGGCUCAACGCAGGAAUGUCUUCAGUUUUUAUUAAGGAGGGUUAGGGAGAAUGGGGAUGCGUUGGGGAGGACGGGGUGUUGGGUGAGGGGGUUUAGGAGGGAGAUUUGGAGGAGGGUGAGAGUUAGGUUGGGGUGA